GCUGAAACGACUACUAAUUCUUUGCACAAAAGACAUCCAAUUUAGAUUCAAUAACGAAUUCUACCGACAAAUCGAUGGGGUCGCCAUGGGUUCACCUCUAGGACCCAUUCUAGCAGACAUCUUCAUGGGCUAUCUCGAACAGACGCGACUGAGUGACACUAUCAAUGGAACAACAUACUACCAUCGAUACGUCGAUGCUACUUUUGUUGUUUGUAACGACAUGAGUCAGGCAUCCGUAUUAUUUGACCGCCUAAAUGAGGUGCAUCCAAACAUUAAAUUCACCAUGGAAUACGAACACAACGAUGAGUUCAAUUUCCUAGAUCUAAGUGUAAAAAGAAGAGACGAUGGAACGGUCGAAAAGUCCAUCUACAGAGAAGAAACUUGGACUGGACAAUACCUUCACUACAACAGCUUCUGCCCUAUGAGCUAUAAGCGGGGAUUAGUAAGGACACUGUACGACAGGGCUAGGAAGUUAUGUUCGCCCAACAAGAUAGAAGAAGAAUUUAGCUUUGUUGAAAAAUACCUUAAGGAAAACGGGUAUCCAAAAGGCUUUAUCCUACAGUACAGCAAAGAAAGAGAUGAGAAAGAGAAGUAUCCAACAUUUGAAAAGAAGGAAGUGUUCAUUUGCCUCCCAUACAAAGGAGAAACAGUAUCUCAAAAGAUUGAAAAAAAAGAUGAAAGGAGCAAUCAAGAGAUGCUUCCCUGCAGCCAAUCUAGUGACACUAUACAGUACUACAUGCUCUAUAAGCCAAUCGAAACUGGAUAAGUACGCUGCUGAUGUUACCUCCAACUGCAUUUAUAAAUUUACGUGCACCUGCGACAGCAAGUACAUCGGAAGGACAGAAAGAAGGGCUUCUAUCCGGUUUUCAGAGCGUAUUCCGAGAAAAUUAUGCUUAAAAGGAAGCAAAUAUUUACAAAGUCCAAUUACCAGACACCUUGUGGAUACGGGCCAUUUUGUCGAGAUUUCCAAAUCCUUCAAAAUAUUAAACAUACAAAGGACAGCGAAUCUAUGACGAUUUGCUGAAGCAAUUGCAAUCAAACGUCUCAGACCAAACUUAUGCACACAGAAAGAGAGUGUAGUCAAUCUCUCACUCCCUUGGUAACCAUAUCACUUUCAUUACACUGAUUACUCAUAGACACUAGUGAGUUCAACUCACUAAGCAAGUUUUCAAAUUGAUGAACUUUGACCUUGUUGAGUUGCCAUGUUGACACUUUAAUAGAUUUUUCUGUUUUCUGUUUUCUCUCACCCCUCCUUUUUUCAUAGUUUGAAAGUAUAUAAAUUGAUGGUAACUUAAACUACAAAAAUUCUAAUCCUUCUAUUCCGGAUGCGUUUAUCUUAUAAUGCUUUCUGUAUUACCUUUCAAACAAUGAAGUAUGAAAUGUUAUUAUUUAUAACCAUUGUAAUUUCAGGUAAUUUGCAGCUGAUGAGAACCUGUGAAAUAGAAUGAUAUCAUUUUAUACUGCAAAUCUGGUCUUUCUUUCUCUAUCGAAAUUUAUCAAGGGAACCAAAUGUAUGAAAU
Molecule: messenger RNA, 1520 nt
Organism: Trichobilharzia szidati
Lineage: Eukaryota; Metazoa; Platyhelminthes; Trematoda; Strigeidida; Schistosomatidae
Source: the annotation of a GenBank genome assembly